Messenger RNA from Scomber scombrus (Atlantic mackerel), 2235 nucleotides. RefSeq lists its product as uncharacterized. NCBI's taxonomy places the organism in Eukaryota, Metazoa, Chordata, Actinopteri, Scombriformes, Scombridae. Gene Ontology annotation, cellular component: cytoplasm. Gene Ontology annotation, molecular function: double-stranded RNA binding; nucleotidyltransferase activity; tRNA binding. The record is from RefSeq and is a predicted model, not a curated record. The transcript has 10 exons. Bases 6 to 1811 code for a protein of 601 amino acids. Gene Ontology annotation, biological process: regulation of translational fidelity.
GGUACAUGAAGUCCUUUGGCUUGGGAGCUGUAUGGGUGUCAAUCAUCUCAGUUGCCCAGCUGUUCUCCAGCUACUACGCCCAUCUGCGCCAAGAUUGCUACCACACUACAAAGUUUGGUCUUCAUGCCACAUAUUGGCUGAUCAAAGCUUGGGAUGAGUUUGUGGCCUCUGCUCUGAUUGUGGAGGACAGUGAAGUGACCGCAGGGAGGGAAAUGAUGGUGGGGAACUGGUUCUUUGUGGUGGCAGCAUUGGUGCUCUGUUGUGGAAGCCUGAACAUGGAUGUCCUGGAGUUGAUCCACAACUUGCUCUUUGUCCUGCUCACAGUUUCCACAAUUCCCCAGAUCCCUAUCCAGGGAUACUACAUCUUCUUUGGUGUAGCUUGCUCUCUCUUUUCUGCAGCCUCCCUAUAUGGUACCUUCUCACGUCUCAUCAACACCAUCGCAGAGAAGUCUCUCAUCCCUGUGGGACCACAGCCCAUCUCGAGUGACCAGCUAAAGAAGGCUUUGACAUGUGGCAGGUCUAAACAGGGAGACCAGGAGGUGUUUUUCCAAACUGACCAUACUUCAGAUGCCCUGUUCUACCUGUCAAAUGGGGUUGCAGCUCUCUCAGCUCUUCAUGCUGCUGUUUCCAGUACAAACCCCUCUUUCCUCCAUCUGACUAUCCCCUGGGUCCUCAUCUCAGGAGCUAUCAUCCAGGCCUACGUCAGUCGGCUGCAAGUCACAGGAGCAGGCCGGUUUGGAUCAGUCAUGUCUUCCAUCUAUGUGGCAGUAUGGGCCACGUGGACGUGGUUUAGGUUUGCAGGUAACCUGCUUCAGCUUUCCACAGGUGCUGCUUACGGUUUUACAGCAGGAGCCAUUGCUUUCCUCGUUAUUAAUGCCUUCCUCAUGCUGAUUGCUGCCUAUAGGAACCUGGUUUUGCUGUUUCUAACUGCAUUCAUGGAGGUCGUACUGGUCUGUUUCCUUCUUUCCACCCUGCAGCGACUGCCAUACCUGCUGGAAAUGACAAUGCUUGCGCUGCUUUCCAUAAUUUGUACAUAUGGAGCUUUGGCAUCUAUGUUGAACUGCAUCUUCUCACAGAGACUUCUACCUAUGGGUCCUGCCUUAUUAAAGGAGAAAGUGAGGCAGGAGACUGCUCCAGAACUACCUUGUCCUUUGGCUAACUCUCGACUUACAAGUGGUCUUAUGAAGAUUGCUGGUCUUCUGGAGGAAGGGGGAGUAUGUGGUGUUCCCACAGAUACUGUGUAUGCCCUGGCUGCAUCCUGCAAGAACCCUCAGGCGAUAGAGAAAAUCUAUAACAUUAAAGACAGACCAGCAGAGAAGCCCAUCUGUAUUUGCAUUUCUAGUGUGGAACAGCUGGUGGCAGCCAAACCUCCCUUUAGUCAACUGCUCUGGGAGUUUAUGAGGAAUGUGUAUCCUGGAGGCAUCAGCUGCAUCGUCAGCAAAGGGGACUGGCUGUUAAGACUAGGAGUGGGACCAGCUUAUGACCGUGUUGGUACAAAAGACAGCAUCAUGAUCCGUGUCCCUGACCACACUGUCACCGUCCAUCUAUGUGACAUCACUGGACCCCUUGCCAUUACCUCAGCCAAUCCAAGCGGAGAGCCAGACAGCACCCACCACAGCAUGGUCAUUAACCGACUGGGGCACAAGAUCCAAGGGGUUCUGUGUGACGGGGAGUCUAACGAGGUUGUUGCUUCCACUGUGGUCAACUGCCUGAAGAUUGAUGAAGGGACCAUCACAAUUGUGAGGGAAGGCUGUGUCCCUGCAGUAAAAGUCCAACAGAUUUUUGACAGAGUGAAAAGCAGAGUGGUGUGAUUGUUAGGGAUACAAUUUCAAAAGAUUGAGUGAAAAUUAAUAUUUAUAGUAUAUACGUCUUGCCAAAUGUUACAAUAAACUCUUCCCAAUGCCAUAAGUAGCAUGGGAUGAAGAAUCUCAGCUGACAUAUGACAACUUAGGAAAAAUAAUGUCACUGUGGCAGAAACAGCAAUAACUUUGAUAUUUAAAUUUGUUUCAAAUAAUAUAUCGAUAAUAAUAACAAUCUGAACUGAAUGACUGUUGUAAAUGGUUACCGAUUCUGUAUAUAUGUAUUUACACAUUUAAACUAUACUGUACACUUAUCUUAGUUUUAAGAGUGCAUCCGAAAACAUAUUUUUCCUCUUCCUGUAAAGCUCAUUGUGCAUUAUUUUACUGUGUAAUUUUGUGCAAAUAAAUGUGUGAUGUGUUGAUGUUGUGUAACGUA